UUCCCAGAGUUCCUAUUGGGUUAACACUGGAGGCUCUAAGAUGGCGGCAGUGGCAACCUGCGGUAGUGUUGCCGCGAGUACUGGGUCUGCAGUGGCGACAGCCAGCAAGAGCAACGUCACCAGUUUCCAGAGGAGGGGUCCUAGAGCCAGCGGGACCAACGACAGCGGCCCUCGACUGGUGUCCAUUGCGGGCACGCGACCGUCGGUGCGGAAUGGACAGCUGCUGGUAUCAACCGGGCUCCCAGCCCUAGACCAGCUCUUAGGUGGAGGUUUAGCCGUUGGAACAGUUCUUCUAAUUGAGGAGGAUAAAUAUAAUAUUUACUCACCUUUGCUCUUCAAGUAUUUCCUGGCAGAAGGAACUGUCAAUGGGCAUACUUUGUUGGUUGCAUCUGCUAAAGAGGAUCCUGCCAACAUUUUACAGGAACUUCCAGCACCAUUACUUGAUGAUAAAUGUAAAAAGGAAUUUGAUGAAGGUGUAUACAAUCAUAAAACACCAGAAUCUAAUAUUAAGAUGAGAAUAGCUUGGCGUUACCAGUUAUUACCCAAGAUGGAGAUUGGACCAGUAUCAUCUUCAAGAUUUGGUCACUAUUAUGAUGCAUCAAAAAGAAUGCCACAAGAACUAAUUGAGGCUUCAAAUUGGCAUGGAUUUUUUCUUCCAGAGAAAAUAUCUUCAACUGUCAAAGUAGAACCCUGUUCUUUGACCCCUGGCUACACAAAGCUGCUUCAGUUUAUCCAGAACAUCAUUUAUGAGGAAGGAUUUGAUGGAUCCAAUCCUCAGAAAAAACAGAGAAACAUUUUAAGAAUAGGAAUUCAGAAUCUUGGCUCACCUUUAUGGGGAGACGAUAUUUGCUGUGCAGAAAAUGGUGGCAACAGUCACAGCCUUACCAAGUUCCUCUAUGUUCUCCGUGGUCUUCUGAGAACCUCUCUUUCAGCCUGCAUCAUCACAAUGCCAACACAUCUGAUCCAGAAUAAAGCCAUUAUUGCCCGUGUCACAACCUUGUCAGAUAUAGUAGUUGGUCUGGAAUCAUUUAUUGGUUCUGAGAGAGAAACUAACCCAUUGUAUAAGGAUUAUCAUGGCUUGAUUCAUAUACGGCAGAUUCCUCGGCUUAAUAACUUGAUCUGUGAUGAAUCAGAUGUCAAAGACUUAGCUUUUAAAUUAAAAAGGAAGCUAUUCACCAUUGAGAUGUGCUGGCCUCCUCACUAUUCCUGGAUUCACCCAGCAAACUACCUCCUCAGGGCCUUGAUAUUGCUAUUCCCUCUGCCUAGGACAAUGCAAAUUAAAAUAACAACUAUCAUGUCAUACCCAUCAAAUUGGUGUAUUUUCUAAAGCCUGGGAGUCAAGUAAGUUGGCAAAGAAGUUAAGAGAAACAGGAACUUUCAUACUCUACUGAUGGUUAUGUAAAUUGUUACAACUGCUUCUCAGAAAAAGUUGGCAAUAACUUGUAAUAUGGAUACCGUGGAUGUUUUUUGACCAGGAAAUUCCACAUGUGGAUAUACACUCUAGAACAACUUCAGCACAUAAAUAAGAAGAAAAGUAAAAGAAUGUUGAAUAUAGCAUUUUUUGUGAAACAGAAAAAUAUGAGAUAAGUUACAAAAUGAUACAUGCAUUAUGAUUGCAUUUGUAUGAAAUUUAUUUUUAAACAUGUAAAAUAACAUUAUACAUUAUUUAUGUAUAUACAUAUAUCUAGUAGUGAUUCAAAACUGUCCAUGAGAAAAAUAGAUGUCAAAUUUACUUCAGUGCUUACCUCUAGAGAGGUAUGGAGUAGUGGAGAGAUACACAGGAAUCUUCACUAUUCUUUUAUUCUGAAGCAAGUGUGAUCAAAUGUUAGAAGGCAAUAAAGUUUAGUGAUGAAUACAUGGGUGCUUUAAUUAAUGUUAUUUUCUGAGUUUUCUAUAUGUUUGAAAUAUUUCUACGUAAAUACACACAUGCCCCAAAUCUAGCCACUUCUUACCACCUCUGCUGCUAUAAACGUGAGCCUAAUCCCCAUCGUAUCUUGCUAUCAUCCACUUCUCACAAAGGCUGCUACAGUAGCCUCCUAAAUUGUCUACCCACACUUGUUUGCCAUACACCAUUCAAAGUAAUCCUUUAUCAUGAAGUAAAUCAGAUUAUGCUACUCCCCCGCUCAGAACACGCCAGUGGCUUCUCAUUAAAAUCCGUACUAUUUACUCUGACUUACAAAGCUCCUGUCUACUCUCACAACUCAUUCCCUAGCACUUUCCCCCUAGCCCACCAAGCUGCAACCACCUUCAUCAUCUUGCUGUUGCUUGCCAACCGUGUUCUUACUUCAGCGACUUACACCUACUGUACCCUCUAGUACAGUAAUACUAGUACAACUAGUAUUCCUUGCAUUGUUCCCUACUUCACUUUUUUUAAGUGUCUGCUUGAAUGACCUUCUCAGAAAGGCUUUCCCUGACCAACCUAUCUUUAAAAUAUCCUCUCCCCAGGCUGGGCAUGGUGGCUCAUGCCUGUAAUCCCAGCACUUUGGGAGGCCGAGGUGGGUGGAUCACCUGAUGUCAUGAGUUCGAGACCAGCCCAACCAACAUGGUGAAACCCUAUCUCUACUAAAAAAUAUAAAAAUUAGCUGGGCAUGGUGGCGGGCACCUGUAAUCCCAGCUACUCAGGAGGGUGAGGCAGGAGAAUCGCUUGAACCCAGGAGGCGGAGGUUGCAGUGAGCCAAGAUCACGCCAUUACACUCCAGCCUGGGUGACAGAGCAAGACUCUAUGUCAAAAAUAAAUCCUCUCCUUGGCCUAAAGCAAUGACACCCCCGUAACAAUGGCAUUCUAGUGCCAGUUCUUGGUCUCUGAGCUCAGUUUUCCAGUAAAAGAAACCAGGGCUUCAGGAAGAAGUGUUUGAUUGCUGGAUUCCAGGCCCAAAGGAGGGAAAAUAUAAAACAAGACUGAACAUCAUGUGCCAAAAAGUAAGGAAACAUUUAAAGAAAGAUGGAUGGGGACAUGUCAGAAAACCCACAGGAGCCAGCCUGAAAUAGCUCCUAAUGACCAAAGAUAAAACAAUUUGAGCAAGAAAAUAGUAUUGUUUUUUAGCCCCUAAAAUAAAAUAAAUAUCUAUGAGUUCAUACUAUUGUAAUAAAUAAAUUAAUGAAUUAGUAAAUCUAGAAGGAAAGAGGGAAAUAGAGAAUUGCUAUUAGGCAGAUAACACAGUAAUAAAUGUUGCAGACAAGAUUCCUCAAAGGAUGCAAAAAUUAAUGGGUAGAAAUUUGAGCAAGGUACUUACAAAGUAUAAGGUAAAACUUUAUAUUACAGAAACCUAACAGACACCAACUUGACAAAAUAGUCAAGGUAAACAGCACCAGUAUAUAAGACAUAUCAGCAUCAUGAACCCCUUGGUAAAAUGCGCUGAGAAGCAGACAUUAUUUUUUUAGCAGUCUUGCCAAAAAUGCAUAAUUUCUAUCAUGAAAAAACUUCAGACAAACCCAUAUUGAGGAACAUUCUAUAAAAUAGCUGAUCAGUACUCUUUAGAAGUAUCAAAGUCAUACAUAAAAGAUGAGGAAAAAUUGAGGAAUUGUUAUAGACUAGAGGAGACUAUGGAGAUACAGCAACUGAAUGCAAGUGGGAUCCUGGAAUUACAAAAAAACAAAAAAAAAAAGAAUAUUAGUGGAUCUGGACCUGGUACCUAAAAUAAUACCUGCAGCUUAGUAAUUACUUAUCAAAUUGGUAUGUCUGUCCAUCCAUUCAUCCAUCCAUCUUUGAUACCUCCCUUUUUCUCAUGCUUCACAUCCAAUUUCUCACCAAAUCUUCAUUUAACACCUGGUUCCUUGUGGAGAGAGACUAGGAGACAAAUGAUAUCAGCAACACCACAACAACUUUUUGGUAGAUCCUCUGAAUUUUCCUACAUAUCUGGGAUAAGAUUUUAUUUUGAAGGAGUAAAUAUUGAAAGGUUUGGGAAAUUUAUUUAAAAGAAUCACAGAAGUGAUCACAAAUAGAAGUAACAAAGCCUCUGGCUUUGCCUGUUUUGGGGAAUGGGAGCUCAUCUUCACUUGCCUGGAUUGCUGUACUGGCCUCCUAAUUGGUCUCCCUGCUUCCAGUGUUGCCCAGCCCGUUAUUCCCACACAAGAAUGAUGUCCUUAUAGCCAGAGAAGUAUUUUCAGGAGGAAAAUCUAAUCAUGCCACUUUCCAUGACUAAAAGCCUUCAUCGAUUCACCACUGCCUUCAGAAUGGAAGCCCUACAGAUUCUGCCUCUGCCUACUUCUCCAUCCUUAUCUUUUACUAUUUCUGGCACAAACCAUAAUCACCAUUCAUACCAAACAACCCACACUUUUACCCCUCUUUGGCUUUGCAUUUGCUGUUUUUCUUCUUCUCCUAGGACUCUAAUUUCCCAUCUAACUCUAACUUGCCUUUUAAAUUUGACUGGAGCAGUACCUUCUCCUCAAAGCCUUUCCUUGUCCGUUAAAGUCUCUCUUUAAGUGUACUUUCAGCUCCUUCGCAGCACCUUCUUAAGGACAAGGAUUACUUGAAUCUCCAGCUAGCUUGUUGCCUUGUACAUGGUGGUGCUCAAUAAACAUUGGUUGAGAAAGAAAAGGAAGAAAGGAAAAAAGGAGAGGACAGGGAAGUUUUAAAGUUAUGUAAAUAUUAAGCAAAAAAAGUCUUCUCUGCUUUUCUCCUUCUCUACUUUGAUUUCAGGCUCUUUCAUAUUUGUGUAAUUUAUUUUACCUGAUUAUCUGCUUAUCCUUUGACGUAGAUGAAACAUAAAUAUCCAUUAACUGAAAGAGAUUUAGAAAGCUGUCCACUGCGGCAUAAACAAUGGCUGAUAACAAUGGUAUUGAGCCAGAUUAAGAGUAUGAAGUGCAUGUUUCAUUGUAACCAUCAGAGAAUCUGAUAUAAUGUCUAGAUUUUUAACUUCUUUGCCAUCUUUAAACUUGACAAUGCCAAUUUUUUGAAAAAAUCAUACUGAAAUAUAGAACUAUCACCAAA
Gorilla gorilla gorilla (western lowland gorilla) is the source of this 4930-nucleotide messenger RNA. It is a transcript of the gene ELP4, whose product is annotated as elongator acetyltransferase complex subunit 4. The transcript has 10 exons. Gene Ontology annotation, cellular component: transcription elongation factor complex; cytoplasm; elongator holoenzyme complex. Gene Ontology annotation, biological process: tRNA wobble uridine modification. The record is from RefSeq and is a predicted model, not a curated record. NCBI's taxonomy places the organism in Eukaryota, Metazoa, Chordata, Mammalia, Primates, Hominidae. Bases 41 to 1327 code for a protein of 428 amino acids.